Molecule: messenger RNA, 1601 nt
Organism: Haliotis rubra (blacklip abalone)
Lineage: Eukaryota; Metazoa; Mollusca; Gastropoda; Lepetellida; Haliotidae
Product: myosin regulatory light chain A, smooth adductor muscle-like
Exons: 8
Coding region: 117-644 (175 amino acids)
Cellular component (GO): myosin II complex; cytoplasm
Molecular function (GO): myosin heavy chain binding; calcium ion binding
Source: RefSeq, a predicted model, not a curated record
UAAUAACGGAGUGUGGUGAAAUCACUUUCGUAGCGCCCUGUGCUCAGCCCAGUCGAGUGUCCGCUACCGGUAUUUAGAUCUUAGACCAGUCUUCGGAACCAAAUUAAAGAACCAAAAUGGCAGAAGAGGCAAUUAAAAGUAAAAGGGAUGAACCCAAGCGCGCUCAGCGUGCAACAUCCAACGUUUUUGCGAUGUUUCGUCAGAGUCAGGUUCAGGAGUUCAAAGAGGCUUUCACAAUGAUCGACCAAAACAGAGAUGGUGUAAUCGAUAUUGAAGAUCUUAAGGAUAUGUACGGUAACUUUGGAAGAAUACCCCCAGAUGCAGAGCUCAAGGAAAUGUUGGCCGAGGCACCAGGACCACUUAACUUCACUAUGUUCUUAAACCUGUUCGGUGAAAAGUUGAGUGGCACAGACCCCGAGGAUACCAUCAGGAAUGCAUUCGCCAUGUUCGAUGAUGCUGGCAAGGGAAAACUUCCAGAAGAAUACGUCAAGGAUUUAUUACAAAAUAUGGGUGAUAAUUUUACCUCAGAUGAGAUCAAACAGACAUGGAAGGAAUCCCCCAUUGAGAAAGGCUUGUUCGACUACAAUGAAUUUGUAUCUAAAAUCAAGGGUAAACAAGACGAGGAGGAAAUGGCAGCAGCCUAGUCUAGAUGAGCAUCAAGUCUCACAUCAACCCACACUUCUUAGCCUCUGACCCUCCCCAUAGCCCCCGGGGACCCUCUCUGUGAUAGUACUGCCCCAGGGGCACGAACCACACUAAUCCAUCGACGCGAAAGCCAUAAAUGAUCCCGGGGUCUUAGGCAAAGAGGGGAUGCGUGUAGAUAAUAUUAGAUUCUAAAACCUUUCACCGGAAGCUCUCGGGCCAAAGAGUGUACAGCAUUCCAUUUUCUGAUUGGAUGUUAAUAAGCCAAUGGCGGCAGGGUUCAACUACCAUCACGACUCCCGGACUCCGGAUAGGAGCGCUCAAAGUCACUUCAGCUACAACCACGACAGCACCAAGGCGCAGACCACCUGCCCAAUUUGGUGCGCUUACGUAUGCCUUCAGAAUCACGCUACGGGGACUGGGUCUGAUGGCCGACCACCCCUGUGGUCCAUCCCCACAAUAUGUCCUGGGGAGGGACCACGUGACAGUGGUCGGUUUGUCAAACUCUGUCCUCUUCAUCUGUUGGCCCGGGAACUUCUGGUAUAAACUGCCCAGGUCUCUCUGUCUAUCUCUUUCUCUCUGUAGAACCUGUAGUCUACCCAGGGUCUCCCUUGGUCGAACUCUUUCAUCUCGUCAAGUCUGUGUGAACAUUUCAUGAUGGGGUUGGGCAUCAGGAUUUCUUUGAAUCAAACCCAGGUCAUAUAUAUGCUGUUAAAAUGUGUAUAAUUUUUGUUACAAGUCGGACCUGUCGUUGUAUCUCACUAUAAAAUGACAUGAAGCCUCUUGCACCAGUGGUGUGCAGCAGGCUUCUGCUUCACGGUAGAGCGAGGAUGCGGACCCGAUCUACUGUGAACCUACACCAUAAGACAUGGACGGUGUCUUCUUUGCAUGAGUUAACCCGAUGUGGAAUGUUUUUUGUGUCCUAUUUAUUUAAUAAACACCUCUGUGCACAGGGUCAA